UCUUCCUCUGCCCUCGAACGCACUCCACCACGUUAGUAAACAAUCCUGGAACUCCCUGACAAGGAAGAAAGCUGCACGCAAGCGCAGUACAACUUGGCCUACAGAUUUUAACUGGAAUAUCUACAGGCGACAUGAUGUAAAAUUCAGCUUCGCCCAAAGUGUCCCCUUUGUAGAGCUGAAGUGAUCAAAGAAAUGAUCGUGGUGGGCAUUCCUCCAAAAAUUUGACACUGCUUUAAUCCACUGGCAACCCUGCACCAGCCUGGCAUUGUCUGGUGGUGUAGGCUCUGCUGCUGGUCAAGGAAGAAGAGGAGUCCCACCUGUACACCAUCUUAAUGUGGACUUCUCUUGAAGGGAUGCCAGUGAAUUUUGAGUGGCCAAUUCUUCUAUGAAGGCAUGUGGAAAAAUGGAGCCCAAAUUGAAACUGACAAUAUGGGGUCUAGUGUUUGUUAGGUUCAAUUCGAGUCAUGGAUUCCCAGUAGAGGUUGAUGCAAAUGCCAGGAUCUUGCAACUUAAGGAGGCAGUUGCUAAGAGACAAGGAGUUCCAUUUGACCAGUUGCGCGUGAUCUUUGCUGGAAAGGAGCUGAGGAAUGACUUGACACUGCAGAAAAAAUACAAUUUAAUGGAACUCAACUGACCACCCCAUAUCCCCAUCUGAAAAAAAGUAUGUCGGAAUAGGAUGAAUUACUGGAACAUGACUGAGACGUAUUGUCAGAACAGUCUGUAUUUCUCCAUGGAGAGCUGUGGCCUGAUCCAGCAAAGUACGGUUCAUGUAGUACAAUACACUCCUGAACUAACUCAAAGACCACCUACUAAUUCAACCACUGGCAUUAUCGCCAAAAAUAAUGGAAGGGAAAAGGACAUGUUAAAUCAAAUGGAUUUCAGCACAUCUGCCUUUCCAAAUCAUCCUAUGAAUCUCAAAGGUAUGCUGGGAAAUGGAGAUCAGGGUCAUCUUAGCUGCUAUGAAUCUUCAGGUUCAAGACCAUACAACAGAUUUUAUGUCUAUUGCAAGAUAACAUGCAAAGCAGUGCAGCCUGGGAAACUAAGGGCACGUUGUAGCACGUGUCAGCAAGGAACAUUGAUUUUAACUACGGAUCCAUCUUGCUGGGAGGAUGUUCUGGAAGGAAAUAGGAUGACUGGUGUGUGUCAAACAGAAGACUGCAAUGGAACUAUUGCAGAGUUUUACUUCAAGUGUGGAAAACAUCCUACCUCUGACAGUGACACAUCUGUUGUUUUGAACUUAAUUGCUCCAAACAGACAAAACAUCCCAUGUAUAGCCUGUACUGACACUGUCGAUCCAGUGUUGAUAUUUCCGUGUGUGGAUCGACAUGUCAUAUGCUUGGAUUGUUUCCACCUGUAUUGUGUGACACGGCUGAAUGACCGGCAAUUUAUUCAUGACCCAAAACUUGGAUAUUCCCUCCCCUGUGUGGCUGGCUGCCCAAACUCACUGAUUAAGGAAGUGCAUCACUUCAGAAUUCUUGGGAGCGACCAGUACAACCGUUAUCAGCGCUAUGCUGCGGAGGAAUGUGUGCUACAGAUGGGUGGGGUUCUGUGCCCAAGACCAGGUUGUGGAGCUGGCCUUCUUCCAGAUGCAGGCCUACGCAGGAUUGAGUGUCUACGACAAAAUGGAAUAGGCUGCGGGUUUGUUUUUUGCCGUGAAUGCAAGGAAGAGUACCAUGAGGAUGAAUGCAAGGGUCUCUGUCUGAGAGAAUACAUUGAGACCAAUCAGGGUUAUGUUAUCAAUCAGCAAGCUGCACAGCGAGCUCUCUGGGACAAGGCCUCAAGACAGGCAAUCAAGGAAACAACUAAGCCUUGUCCCAAGUGCCAAGUACCAGUGGAGAAGAAUGGAGGCUGCAUGCAUAUGAAAUGCCCCAGAUCUUCUUGCCUCUUUGAAUGGUGCUGGUUGUGCAGCAAGGAGUGGAAUCGUGACUGCAUGGGAGAUCACUGGUUCGAGUGAUCUGAACAUGAAGAAAAGAAGCAGAACAAACAUAGAGUUUUAGCAAAACACAUUAAAUUUAUUAGUGACUAGCAUUAGGCUUAAGGUUUGGUUUGCUCAGCCCUUUCAUACACAAUGAAAUUACAAUGAGUCAAAUCAUAGGGAGUCUACUUGCAAAUUCAUGUUAGCAGAAAGUCAAGGAGACCCUUAUGCAACCUAAUUUGCCCAUAAAGACAGUCAUUGUCAAAAAAAUCCCAAAUGAAAACAGAGGAAAAUGUAAAAAUUCCAAUUUGUUUUCAAAAACCAAAAGAACUGCGGAUGCUGAAAAUCGGGAACAAAAACAAAGUUGCUGGAAAAGCUCAGCAAGUCUGGCACCAUCUGUGAAGGAGAAAACAGAGUUAAUGUUUUAGGUCCGGUGACCCUUCCUCAAAAAUGAUGGUGGCUGGGAAAAUGUCAGUUUAUAUGGAGGUGGUUGGGGUAGGGUGUAAACAAUAGGACAGAGCCCGAAGAAAGAGAAAGACAGUUGGACAGACAAAAGAGUUGCUAACGAUCAGGCUGGGAGGGUGAAUAGUUGUUAAUGGGGACUGUUAGUGACUAACAACAUGGGGUGUAUAAUGGCAGGCUAUGUGGUAACAAGGCCUGGUGUGGGGGGCUGGGACAUGGGGGAGUUUAGGCCCUAAAAUUAUUGAACUCAAUAUUGAGUCCGGAGGGCUGUAGGGUCCCCAAGUGGAAAAUGAGGUGUUGUUCCUCCAGCUUGCGUUGGGCUUCACUUGAAUAAUGUAGCAGUGUAGAGACAGAGCUGUUGGCCAGAGAGCAGGGUGGUGCAUUGAAGUGGCAAGCAACGGGUAGUUCAGGGUCUUUUUGCGAGUAGAACGUAGAUGUUCUGCAACGCGGUUGCAAAGUCUACGCUUCAUUUCCACAAUGUAGAGGAGACCACAUUGUGAGCAGCGAAUGCAGUAGACUAGAUUCUUGGAAGUGCAGGUGAAGUGUUGCUUCACCUGGAAGGUAUGUUCGGGCCCUUGGAUACUGGGGAGGGAGGAGGUAAAUGGGCAGGUGUUGCACCUUAGCCGGUUACAGGGCAAGGUGCUGUAGGGCUGUGGGGAGGUGUUGGGGUGAAGGAGUUGUGGACCAGGGUAUCCCAUAGGAAAUGGUCCCUGCAGAAGGUGGGCAAGUGAGGGGAGGGGAGGGGGUGAGGUGUUGUCUUUGUUUUUAAGUUGUUCACACCUUACAAUGGCAUAUCUUCAUCCAGAAAAUGACUUUGAAAAAUUUUGGAAGUUAGGUUGGAAAGUCUCUGUAAUUUUCUUUUGCUUACCAUAGUGUCUUUUGACAGGAAUGAUUCAGUCCAGCAUUGCAUUAAUUCAGAAAAUCUGUUUGACUGUUUCCAUGAAGCAAUUCAAAAACCCUGUGUAUCUCUAUGAACUUUACAACUUCAGCCAGGGAAACAAGGUAGUGAGUGGCUUUGAUGUUGGUCUCCUCAGGCUCCUCUGUGAUUGUAUCUACUGCAUCUAUAGUUGCUUCAUCUGUCAGGUUUAUUGUACAGCGUUCAGUGCCAUCCACUUUCCUAUUGGUUUACAUGACUGUCUCUGCUUGUAUGGUCAUGCUGGCCUCUUAUAAGUGAGCAAAAAGAGGCCUGUCAUUGAGUUAGUUAUCCCCACUAUACUUCUCCUCAUUCUCAGUGUCUUGAGCAGUUACAGCCCACUUGAUCCCAACAUUGUAGAAGCAAUUUUCAACUGCAGCUAUUAUCACCAUCUUCCACACCUCCUUCAUCAUGAAUGUGGCCUCAAUAACAGAUGUCUUGUACUCCUACUUCUUAUCAAUGGCCUUGUUAACCUGAGAUCAGCUGCCAUUGGUAGUGGGUUUUCAGAAUCCUAAUCUCCUUCCGAUUCAUUGGCUCGAGACUGGUGGGAGGCAAGAACAUCAGUUUGGCCCACUCUAAUAGAUUGGCAUGAUCAAAUCUCAAGUUCAGCUAAUUGGGAGUUUCAGUUUGGGACUUAAGUUUAUAAGGGACAUCAUUCUAUUGAAAUUGUUAUUCUGCCAGUUGGAACAGCGGGUAACUUCAACACUGCUGGAAUUUGGACGUUACCUGAAUUUGACACCAUGAUUUCACUGUUCUGUAGCAUAAUGUAUGAAAUUCAGCAACAGUUUUCAUUUAUUUGUAGGAAGGCUAUUUACAUAGAAUUAUAUGGAAAUUACAGCACAUGGAGAGGCCAUUCAGCCCAAAUGGUCAAUGCUGGUAUUUAUGCUCCACACCUUAGACCCUAAUUAAUCUAAUUGUAUCUACACAGCAAUCUAUUCCCUUCUCCUUUAUUUAUUUAUGAAGCAUCUUAUUAAGUUGAACUACCAGGUCUUUAUUGGUAACAAAUUACAUCCUCUAACUAUUCCUUAGGUAAAAGGAAAUUUCUCUUGAAUUUCCAGUUGAAUUUAUGAGCAACUGUCUUAUCUUGGUUUCCUCUACUUUUAGACUGCCCACAAGUGGAAAGAACUUUUUCAUGAUAUUUACCCAAUAAACAGCUUCACAAGUUUUCAGAACUCUGCUAGGUAACUUUCAACUUUCACUUUUCUAAACAAAAAAAAGAGUCCCAGCCCAUUCCAUCAUUCCAGAUAACUAUAAUCACUUAUUCGUAGUAUCCUUAUCUUUUCCUCAGUGAAGACAGCCACUUAUUUCCCUUUCACACAACAAGAUCAGGAUAUCAUGCUGCCAAGUGAGAAUGUAUUUUAGGUAUAUCAGGGUAGGGCUGGAUACAAUAAGUAAAUAUUGAUCUUGUAUUUCAUUGAGAUCAGCACUGUAACUAAGAUGGGAAUGAGCACUUUUUAACAUAAUGAAAGAGAGGUUUUCUCAGGCUGCAGUACAAAACGUGUGGCAACAGACUGGCCAUUUGGUACCAUACUGAUUAGUACCUCAUACUUAACUCCACUGACUGUAGUCUAACUGAAUAUCAGGUGCUGUAUAUCAGACAGCCAUCCAAUAAUUCUCAUGUCCUCCUCUCCCUACAUCUCCCUCCCCUUUAAUGGUUUGCAUUGCCCUUAAUGGACUUUACACUUAAAUUGCUCAGUUGAAAACAUAGGUGAUUUGCUUGUGUUGAUUAAUCAAUGGGAAAAAAAACACUGGCGAUUGGUAAUGGAAAAGUCCCAUUAUCCCACCCCCCCCCCACCCCUCCCUCAUCUUUGAUAGUCUGCAUUAUGCUUAAUGGGCUUUGCACAUAAAUUAAUCAAUUAGAAAAUAUGGAUGCUUUACCAGUGGCGGUUAAUAGAUGGAAAAAAAUACCACAGGUGAUUUGGUGAUGGAAAAAAAUCAUCUAGUUGUGUGUAAGAGCACUUCUGGAUUUAAAAAAAUACUCCCAUUCUGUACCAUUAUCUAAGACAAAUUUCUACUCUAGUCUCUGUUAAACCAGACUUUAUACUUGUCCAUUACAGCAGAAUUUCUUCUGUAAUUAAAUGAUGAAAUACUUUGGCCCAAUCUGUAGAAUGAAGAUCAGCGUUCUGCCUCUGUACAGAACGUUUAUUCAUUUUUCAGUGUGAAACAAUAGAAAUGUAUUUUGAAAUUACCUGAUCAACCUCAUGUACGCACAAGGAAUUUUUAAAAAAUCUCUUUCCCUGAAUCAUAAACCGCAUUGUAGCUGAUGGUAACACAUAUUGACUUUUUCCUUACAUUUUAACCACAGCAAUCAAAUGAUGUGACCUGGUUUUAAACAAUUGUUGAACAGAUUCCAACACUUGGAAUUGACCUGCCAUGACAGCAGCAGGAAUUAAGGCUUUGGAAUGAUCUCAAAU
This is a messenger RNA of Stegostoma tigrinum, 5704 nucleotides long. It is a transcript of the gene prkn, whose product is annotated as parkin RBR E3 ubiquitin protein ligase. The transcript has 14 exons. Gene Ontology annotation, cellular component: ubiquitin ligase complex; endoplasmic reticulum; cytoplasm. The record is from RefSeq and is a predicted model, not a curated record. Lineage: Eukaryota; Metazoa; Chordata; Chondrichthyes; Orectolobiformes; Stegostomatidae. Gene Ontology annotation, molecular function: ubiquitin conjugating enzyme binding; ubiquitin protein ligase activity; zinc ion binding. The coding region runs from base 677 to 1954 and encodes 425 amino acids. Gene Ontology annotation, biological process: regulation of mitochondrion organization; negative regulation of protein phosphorylation; protein polyubiquitination.